AAUUCUGUCUGUGUUCUGAGAGUCGUGACGUUUGUGUUGUGGUUGGAGGAUGAAUGCGUGUUUCCAAAAAUAAAUUGAACAAGCGUCUAAUUUAAAUAAAAGGAAAACGCUCAAUAUAUAUUAAGUGCUCUAAAGAAACAGUCGUUAAUUCGGUCGCAUAAGGGUAAGCAAUGCUAAAACAAAAUGAGGUACAAUGAUAGAGAACUCGUAAAAAUUGGCGAAAGCAAUGCUGAUUUUGAGGGCGUUCUUCAGCACAUGAAGCCACAAGGAAAAGAUUGGUCGGACUGGUAUCAGCAGCCUUGCUUUAAAGAACGUUAUUUCAAAUUAAUAGCAAAUUUAUUAUAUUACUAUCGUGUGAAUGAACAAGAACCCUUGGGAAUAUUAGUGUUGGAAAAUGCACAAGUAGCAUAUGAACGGCCCCACAAAGGGAUCCCUUUUGCAUUCUCUAUUACAUUUAAAGUCAAUGAUAAGUUUAGAGACAAUGAUGCAAAACAUGUGUUUUCCUGUAGAUGUGAAGCAGAUGUUAAUAAGUGGGUAUCAGUUUUAAAAACUGCCUCAUAUGAAUAUUGGCGAUCACAGUAUAUAAUUUUGAAAACCAAGAUUGGCAUGAAGACCGGACAAGAUCCCGUUUUGCAGUACAUGAAGAGUAAAAGAGAAACUAAUAAAACAGCCUCUCAAAUAGAUGUUAAGAAAAAUAAAGUAAAGGAAUCACAAUCCAUUUUUUAUAAGCACAUCUCAACUGGAUAUAUGGAAACUAGUUUUUGUGAAAGAACUACCACCGUUUCAUCCUCAAACAAUGUUGAAAAUUUAAUAACAUUAUAAGAACAUAAUCAGUAAUGCUUUAAGACUACCCUGACAGCGUCCUUAUGAAAUAUAAAUUGUGACUGUUCUUUGUAUUACCAACAGUUCACAAGCAUUUCUAGUCAUUAUUUAUAUGUUAGUUGUGAUUGUGGUAUAUCAUACCAUUUAUAAUUAAGAGCUUUCAGUGUAACAGUAGGUAGUAUAAUACUUAAGUGGCUAAUGGUUUCUCCUAUAAAACAUGACUGAAAAAUAUUAUUUAAUGCAAGAUUAAAGAUAAACAGUAUGUUUCAUGCUAGUCUUAUGUCUUGUACCAAGCUCUUGAAAAUAAAUAUUUAACCAUUUGUUAUAAUGAUGUCCAAAUUGAAAAU
This is a messenger RNA of Cylas formicarius (sweet potato weevil), 1169 nucleotides long. RefSeq names its product pleckstrin homology domain-containing family J member 1-like. The record is from RefSeq and is a predicted model, not a curated record. NCBI's taxonomy places the organism in Eukaryota, Metazoa, Arthropoda, Insecta, Coleoptera, Brentidae. Bases 184 to 822 code for a protein of 212 amino acids. Gene Ontology annotation, biological process: endosome organization; retrograde transport, endosome to Golgi; receptor recycling. Gene Ontology annotation, cellular component: early endosome; recycling endosome; trans-Golgi network. The transcript has a single exon.